ACAAUUUAUAAAAACACUAAUGUCGAAACGUAAUCGUGAUAAUAAUGUUUCGGAUAAAAGUUACAAAAAACAUAAAGUAAAGUCGUAUAGAAGAAAACAAAACAAAAAAAAUGCACUUAUUUUGGUACCCAACAUAUCUGGAAUAUUUGUUAGCUGUAAUCAAAAAAAAGAAUCUUUGUGUGUUAGCGAAUGCUAUGAUUUGUUUAAUGAGUAUGCUGAUAAGAUUUAUACUGCUAAUGAAGGAUCGGAUAAUGAAGGAUCGGAUAAUGAAGGAUCGGAUAAUGAUGUGGAAAGCUCAAUUGCUAAAGAAAUUGCUCAAAUGAAAGAAUCUCAUAAAUCACGUCGUUUUAUGUCAAUUCCAACUGGAACCGAUUGUGUUGUAUUCAUUAAAACAAACCCACCCGUAAAUCCUAUUGAACUCGUUCAUUCUAUUUUGAUUGAUUUGUAUAAUACAGGAAAAAAGAAGACUAGAUUUUCCAUGAGAAUGAUUCCUAUUACGAAAACCUGUUAUGCUAACAUGAAUGAUAUCAAGAAGAUGGCGGAAGAAAUAUUGAAGCCACGAUUUCAUUCAUUAAAAGAUAAUCAACAAAUUCAAUAUGCUAUUGUCCCAAAUUUCAGAAACAAUAAUGUUAUAGAUCGUAUGGAACUAAUUAAUGCCAUUGCAGAAUUGGUUGGUAAUCAGCAUAAAGUGAAUCUUGAUGACCCGAAAUUAGUAAUAAUUGUGGAUGUGUUCAUGAAUAUUUGUGGGAUGAGUAUUCUUGAGGAUUAUAAGAAGUUAAAAAAAUAUAAUAUAGAAAAAAUUUUUGAAGAGUUGAAUAAGAAGGAAAGUGAAGAAACAGUUCUAAUUCGUACUUGAUAUUGAUGCUUUCAUUACAAGAUAGUUAUUAAAUCAUUUUUUAUAGUACUUUUUUAGUAAUUGUGUUUAAUAACAAACUUUACUUAUUUCAUUCAAAUCUUUACAUUAAAUUGUAUAUCAAUCAUUAAUUCAAUUUUA
Molecule: messenger RNA, 994 nt
Organism: Rhizophagus irregularis DAOM 181602=DAOM 197198
Lineage: Eukaryota; Fungi; Glomeromycota; Glomeromycetes; Glomerales; Glomeraceae
Biological process (GO): tRNA modification
Molecular function (GO): RNA binding
Source: RefSeq, a predicted model, not a curated record